This is a messenger RNA of Capsicum annuum, 447 nucleotides long. RefSeq lists its product as uncharacterized. The coding region runs from base 1 to 447 and encodes 148 amino acids. The record is from RefSeq and is a predicted model, not a curated record. The transcript has a single exon. NCBI's taxonomy places the organism in Eukaryota, Viridiplantae, Streptophyta, Magnoliopsida, Solanales, Solanaceae. Gene Ontology annotation, molecular function: nucleic acid binding.
AUGGAGGAUCACAUUCUUACAGCAAGAUUUUCAAGCUAUAUUGUUGAAAUAUGGGGUAAUCAACACAAGGUAGACACAUCUUAUCACCUGCAAACUAGUGGGCAAGUGAAAGUAUCAAACAAGGAGAUAAAUUCUAUCUUAGACAAGACCAUAAAUGAAAAUAGAAGUGAUUGGUCAAGGAAACUUGAUGAUGCCCUUUGGGAAUACGGGAAAGCCUUCAAAAUGCCCAUAGAAAUGUCUCCUUAUCAUCUUGCUUUUGGUAAAGCUUGUCAUCUACCAGUUGAACUUGAACAUAAAUCAUAUUGGGCACUCACGAGGUUGAACUUGAGUUGGAAAGAGGCAUGCAACUUGAGAUUAGAUCUACUAAAUGAGACGGAUGAGUUCCAUCUCCAUGCAUAUGAAAGAGCUGAUCUAUACAAGGAAAGAAUGACGAAGUAUCGCAACUAA